GUAGACUUUCUUGCGUCGACAACAAGGCGCCUCGCCAUUGACGAAACGCUUGUUUCCAGCCCCUCCGCAUCCGAGAAACAUCUUCUCCCCAUCUCCAACUACACAAAAGAAACUUUACUCUUGGCGACAAACUUUGCUGUUCCCCAGCAGCUGCCAUCACCGUCGUCAUCGCCACAUUCAGCCAGACUGGGCCAACACUGGCCUUCGCAUCCUCGACGCUUUUCCUGCCGAAUGACCGGCACUUUGACUUGGUCGACUUUCCAAUAGAAUAGCCUGCUGUCCUUCGGCAUGGCUGGGAGAAUACCUCCUACCGGAGCCCCCGGCGGCUCCAAGUCCAAUGGCAACGACCUGCUCUUGGAUCUCGACAACGAGCAACCAAUCUACAAUCAGGGCCAACGCUCCACAGUAAACGACGACGACUUGCUGCGAGCGUAUAACCAGGACAACGAUGCCGGACGUCCAUCCGUCUCCUACGAUGACUUUGUCGGCGGAGGAGCGCCUCCCUAUUCCUCCCCUCCGCGCGGCGGCGCCAGUGGCAGCAGCGGUGCCCAUCUCCAGACCCCUAAAGGUGACGCGGCCGGUCCUUACAUGACCCGACAGUACAGCCAAACAUCAGAGCUCGGAAACUACCAGCGCUAUGCAGAUGACUUCGAUGACUACCCCAAUGAGGGCGAAUCCUACUACCACCAAGGCGACUCUGUCGCUGGCGACACGCCGUCUCGGUUUGCUAUGAACAAUGCCCGCAACCGAAACAGUGUUCUCAGCAUGGGCGGCGGCUUCAUGGGCCGAGUCAAAAACAGGCUUGGCAUGGGCGGUGGCUACUCUGAGAUGGAUCUUCCCUUGACAACUUCUCGAGGUGGUCCCAGCAGUGCGAAUGCCCCCAACGAGGCUCAGAAAAGCAAAGGCUUCGAUAUGAACUUCAAGUUCGGCUUCGGACGCAACAAGGUUGACCCUGCUACGCUCGGUCCUCGUAUCAUCCACCUCAACAACCCGCCUGCGAACUCGGCGAAUAAAUAUGUCGACAACCAUAUUUCGACUGCCAAAUACAACUUCGCCACCUUCCUUCCCAAAUUCCUCUUUGAACAAUUUUCUAAAUUCGCCAAUAUCUUCUUCUUAUUUACUGCAGGCCUGCAGCAGUUCAAGGGCCUCUCCCCCACGAACCGUUAUACUACCAUUGCUCCCCUCAUUGUUGUGCUGUGUAUCUCAGCCGGUAAGGAAUUGGUGGAGGAUUAUCGCCGAAAACAGGCUGAUAGUGCGCUCAACAACUCCAAAGCACAUGUCCUGCGAGGAUCCAACUUUACAGAAACAAAAUGGGUCAAUGUUGCAGUGGGCGAUGUUGUGCGAGUCGAAUCGGAGCAGCCUUUCCCAGCCGAUUUGGUGCUAUUGGCUAGUUCCGAGCCGGAAGGUCUAUGCUAUAUCGAAACUGCCAAUCUUGAUGGUGAAACCAACUUGAAGAUCAAGCAAGCUCUUCCAGAAACCUCAAGCAUGGUCUCCCCAAGCGAGCUAAGCCGGCUUGGUGGUCGAAUCAAGUCUGAACAGCCAAACUCUAGUCUUUACACCUAUGAAGCGACUUUAACCGUACAGACAGGUGGCGGCGAGAAGGAGCUCGCUCUUAACCCGGAACAGCUCCUCCUUCGCGGUGCGACUCUCCGCAAUACCCCUUGGAUCCACGGCGUUGUCGUUUUCACCGGCCACGAGACGAAGCUCAUGCGAAAUGCCACUGCCGCACCAAUUAAGCGAACCAAGGUUGAGAAGCAGCUGAACUGGCUAGUUUUGGUUCUCGUUGGAAUGCUGCUUGUUCUCAGCAUUAUCAGCACAAUUGGCGACCUUAUCAUCCGCGCGACCAAGAUUGAAACUCUGUCAUACCUGUAUCUUGAUCCGAUCAGCGUCCAGCUCUUCUUCAAGGAUAUGGUUACAUACUGGGUUCUCUUCUCCUCCCUGGUUCCCAUUUCACUUUUUGUUACUGUGGAAUUGGUUAAAUAUUGGCACGGAAUUCUCAUCAACGACGACAUGGAUAUGUACUACGAUAAGAACGAUACACCCGCGACCUGCAGAACGUCCAGUUUGGUUGAGGAGCUGGGCAUGGUCGAGUUUGUCUUUUCGGAUAAAACUGGUACGCUAACAUGCAACCAAAUGGAAUUCAAACAGUGCUCCAUUGCUGGAAUCAUGUACUCCGAGGUGGUCCCCGAAGACCGACGUGCUACAGCCGUCGAUGAUGGUGAAAUUGGUAUCCACGACUUCAACGCUCUUCGCUCCAACUUGAAAAAUGGCCAUGCCAGUGCUGCUGCCAUCGAUCAUUUCCUCGCCCUACUCGCUACCUGCCAUACUGUCAUCCCUGAAAUUGACGAAAAGGGCAAGAUCAAAUACCAAGCCGCUUCUCCUGAUGAAGGCGCCCUCGUUUCUGGUGCCUUGGAUCUCGGUUACAAGUUCACUGCCCGAAAGCCCAAGGCUGUUAUUAUUGAGGCUAAUGGCCAAGAGCUUGAAUAUGAACUGCUGGCUGUGUGUGAGUUCAACUCCACGCGCAAGCGUAUGUCUGCUAUCUAUCGCUGCCCGGAUGGUAAAAUCCGCGUCUACUGCAAGGGUGCCGAUACUGUUAUUCUGGAACGCCUAAACGAUCAAAACCCCCAUGUCGAGAUCACUCUCCGCCAUCUAGAAGAAUAUGCCUCUGAAGGUCUCCGAACCCUGUGUCUCGCUAUGCGCGAGGUCCCUGAACAAGAAUUUGAGGAGUGGUACCGCAUUUUUGAUGCUGCGUCUACUACAGUUGGUGGUACGCGUGCCGAAGAGUUGGAUAAGGCUGCUGAAAUCAUCGAGCAUGACUUCUUCCUUCUCGGUGCAACGGCUAUUGAAGAUCGUCUCCAAGAUGGCGUCCCUGAGACCAUUCAUACUCUCCAGCAAGCUAACAUCAAGGUUUGGGUUUUGACUGGUGACAGACAGGAAACAGCCAUCAACAUUGGUAUGAGUUGCAAGCUUCUAAGCGAAGACAUGAUGCUCCUCAUUGUCAAUGAAGAGACGGCCGCAGGCACCCGCGAUAACAUCCAAAAGAAACUCGACGCUAUCCGAACACAGGGCGAUGGAACCAUUGAGACAGAGACAUUGGCCCUUGUUAUUGAUGGCAAAUCACUUACCUAUGCUCUUGAGAAGGACCUUGAGAAGCUCUUCCUUGACCUUGCCAUCAUGUGCAAGGCGGUCAUUUGCUGCCGUGUAUCACCUUUGCAGAAAGCCCUUGUUGUCAAGCUUGUCAAGAAGUACCAGAAGCAAUCGAUCUUGCUGGCCAUUGGUGACGGUGCCAACGAUGUUUCAAUGAUCCAAGCAGCGCAUAUUGGUGUUGGUAUUAGUGGCGAAGAAGGUUUGCAAGCUGCGCGCAGUGCAGACGUGGCUAUUGCGCAGUUCCGUUUCCUGCGUAAGCUGCUUCUUGUACAUGGUGCUUGGAGCUACCAGCGUGUGAGCAAGACGAUUCUGUUUUCAUUCUACAAAAACAUUGCUCUAUAUCUGACACAAUUCUGGUUUGCCUUUGAAAACGUCUUUUCCGGUCAGAUUCUCUAUGAAUCUUGGACCCUGUCUUUCUACAACGUCUUCUUUACUGUUUUCCCGCCUCUCGCCAUUGGUAUUCUCGACCAGUUUAUUUCUGCUCGUCUCCUCGACCGUUACCCUCAGCUCUACGUCAUGGGACAGCAAAACUCGUCGUUCAAGCUUAAGGUGUUUGCCCAGUGGAUUCUGACCGCCAUCUACCAUUCUGCCAUCCUCUAUAUUUUCGGCUCUUUGAUCUGGGCCGGCGAUCUCAUCCAAGAGGACGGCAAGACAGCCGGUCACUGGCAGUGGGGUGUAAGUCUGUACGGUGCCACCUUGCUGACCGUGCUCGGCAAGGCAGGCCUCGUUACGAGCAACUGGACCAAGUAUCACGUCAUGGCCAUUCCCGGUAGCAUGGUUGUCUGGAUCGGAUUCAUCGGUAUCUACGGUACAGUGGCACCCAUGAUUCCCUUCUCAGCAGAAUACCGCGGCAUCAUCCCCAGACUGUACACUAGCCCUGUAUUCUGGGCCCAAACCAUUGCCCUCGCAUGUCUCUGCCUCCUUCGCGAUUUCGUCUGGAAAUACGCAAAGCGCAUGUACCGUCCCCAAACCUAUCACCACAUUCAGGAGAUUCAAAAGUACAACAUUCAGGAUUAUCGCCCCAGAAUGGAACAAUUCCAAAAGGCUAUCCGCAAGGUCCGCCAAGUCCAGCGUAUGCGCAAGCAGCGUGGCUAUGCCUUUUCACAGGCUGACGAAAGCCAAACGCGUGUUUUGCAAGCAUAUGACACCACCAAGAACAGAGGAAGAUAUGGCGAGAUGGUCAGCUCGAGACCGGGCCAGUAGUGUCUGCCUUUACUAUAUUAUGUGUUUUAAAAUCCGGCAUAUUUCUUUUUUUCUAUUAUUAUCGCCAUUGACAUCAUUAUUAUUGGCGUCUGCGUCUAUAGCGCCAGAGAAUACAGGAUUCUUUAUAGCCCUGCUUUGGGAUGGUAUCGCCUUUUUGCCAUCUUGCACCUUCGUCUAGUGAAACCUGAGACGCUUGUUGUUACGAGCGUCCGCUGUUUUUGUACCAUAGAUUUGUGUUAUCUCCAAGCAAGAAAGAUCGAAUGCAGUUACAAAUAAUUCGCAAAUGUCUGAAAGUUGUGUACAUGUAUCCCCGAAGUGAUGAAGUAAAGUAGAAUAAGUUUUGCUUUGGUCAACGUCGUCUUGUGUGUUAUAAGACGCGGUAAUCUUGGAUUGGUGUGCUAGCUAAGUACAUUGUAUCGGAUGGUGCUUUGAAGCCUCCGUAGUAAACAAGUGCAGCGUACAUGAGUAUUGCCAACUCAGUACAGCCCAGACCAACUCGCAGAACAAAAAAAAAACUAAAAAAUAACUUCUAGAAGAAACGUCUUUAUCCAAAAACAUUUCGAGUGUAUAUUUUCUAAAACAUAAUAUUGCUCUUUUUUUUAUAAAUACAAGAGCAAGGACAAAGUAUAAAAGUAAGAAAAAAACGCCGAGAGAGUAAUAUGCCGAUCCCUUUUUUUAUGGUUCCGUUUUCCGAAUGAGAUAAGAAUAAAGCGCGCCGUGUUAAAAGAGUUCCCGAUAUGUAGUUGAAUGUGUAGAGUGGUGUCGUAAUGGCAUUAAAUGUUGGAAGUAGAUGUUGAAAGUGGUGAGAAAGAUUUGGUUGCGGGUCGUGGUUCCGCGAUCGGACCCACGGUGACGCGCACCUGGUAUUUUGUUGUAAUAUUCUUGGCUUUUUGGCUUGGGUCGAUUACCUGGUCAGGAUCGGGGUAACCAGCUCGGUGCUCUUGCUUCGCGAGUAUCCGUAUGGUUGUCUCGUAGGCAGAGGUCGCUCAGCAGCGCCGUUGUAGUGGUAGUAACCAGGGUCGAAGGUGGCUGAAGUCAUGUAUCCAGGCUUGUGGUACGAAUCCUCAUUGCUGGACACCGAGGGAGCCGCACUAGCUCUGCGGAAGGGCCAGAUGCUGCCGCUGGUUGGUGAUACUGGCGAGGGAGGUCGAACAGCCAUGUUGUUCAGCGAGUAGCGGAGGGCCUCAACAGCACUCUCGUGGUGCGAGUGGUACUCGUCGUAGCUCGAGGGCGAGCUGGCAAAGAGAGUCGAUGUCGGGCGAGAUGGUGAUGCUUGAGGAAUAAUAUCUCUGGCAGGCUCGU
Messenger RNA from [Torrubiella] hemipterigena, 5652 nucleotides. Lineage: Eukaryota; Fungi; Ascomycota; Sordariomycetes; Hypocreales; Clavicipitaceae. The record is from the annotation of a GenBank genome assembly.